AUUCAUGUCCAAACGUCUGCGUUGUUGCUGGAAAAAAAUAGUCAGCUCCCUGAUUAUAUUUGUAUAGUGAAUUGGAUCUUGUGUUCAAUAACAAGAUCAAGUGGAAACACAUGACUGCUGUCUGGAGUUCAAAUGCUUUGUUCUUUUAAAUUUUCCAAAUACAAAGGAUUUUGAUUCUUGCCCCACUUUCCACUUCCAAAAAUCCCACUUUCCUUUUCAAUCUUUCAAUUCCAUCCACAAACUUUUUCUCCAAGUCAAACAUUCUUCAUGGUUAAUGAUGCAAAAUAGAACUAUAAAUAGUAUUCACUGGCCAGGCUCACUGUCAGUUUACACAAGGACAAAGUAGAGUUAACUCAACUUUGUCUAGCUAUUAAUACAUUGUAAGAGUAUUUGUGUAAUUCUGCCCCUGACUUCAAUUACAAACUCUUAUUUCUCGGUCUAACUUGAUAAUCUUUGAGAUAUAGGCCUCUUUUCGACUUUAAUCUCAUAGGAACAAGUUGUUGAGAAAUCAAUAGACACGAUGGACCCUGAAGAAGGUGUGUCAGCUCCUUCAACACCAGCAACUCCGGGAACGCCUGGUGUUCCUCUCUUUGGUGGAUUGAUCAAGCAUGAGAGGAGAAACGGAGGGAAUGGCAAAAAAUCCUUUCUUAAGAGCUGUAAAUGCUUCAGUGUCGAACCAUGGGCCUCUGAAGAAGGAACUUUGCCUGCUGUUUCAUGCAUGUUACCUCCUCCUCCUGUUUCAUUAGCUAGAAAGGUGGGAGCAGAGUUUAUAGGUACUCUGAUACUAAUAUUUGCUGGGACAGCCACAGCCAUAGUGAACCAGAAGACACAAGGCUCUGAAACAUUAUUUGGACUGGCAGCCUCGACGGGCCUCGCUGUAAUGAUUGUGAUUCUGUCAACUGGCCACAUCUCUGGAGCUCAUCUCAACCCUGCUGUGACUAUUGGUUUUGCUGCUCUCAAACAUUUCCCCUGGAAACAUGUUCCUGUGUACAUUGGAGCACAAAUUAUAGCAUCAUUUUGUGCUGCAUUCACAUUGAAGGUAGUUUUGCACCCAAUAAUGGGUGGUGGAGUCACUAUUCCCUCUGGUAGUUAUGUUCAAGCUUUUGCUUUGGAAUUCAUCAUCAGCUUCAAUCUCAUGUUCGUUGUCACUGCCGUGGCCACCGACACUAGAGCUGUAGGAGAGCUUGCGGGAAUUGCUGUAGGAGCCACUGUCAUGCUCAACAUACUAAUAGCAGGGGAGACAACUGGGGCUUCAAUGAAUCCAGUGAGAACCCUCGGACCAGCAGUAGCAGUAGGAAACUAUAAAGCCAUCUGGAUCUACCUCACUGCUCCAAUUCUUGGAGCUCUCAUUGGGGCAGGAGUUUACUCUGCUGUCAAACUGCCUGAUGAAGACGGAGACAAUCAUCCAAAGCCUUCCCUGGAACAUAGUUUCAGAAGGUAAUUCAUCAGUAACACCAUCAAACCAUGAUAAUCGCCUAUAUUUGUAGAUGGUGUGCAGUU
Messenger RNA from Solanum tuberosum (potato), 1500 nucleotides. Its product is annotated as aquaporin NIP6-1. Gene Ontology annotation, biological process: transmembrane transport. Gene Ontology annotation, molecular function: channel activity. Lineage: Eukaryota; Viridiplantae; Streptophyta; Magnoliopsida; Solanales; Solanaceae. The coding region runs from base 521 to 1441 and encodes 306 amino acids. Gene Ontology annotation, cellular component: membrane. The record is from RefSeq and is a predicted model, not a curated record. The transcript is spliced from 5 exons.